Molecule: messenger RNA, 4630 nt
Organism: Ylistrum balloti
Lineage: Eukaryota; Metazoa; Mollusca; Bivalvia; Pectinida; Pectinidae
Product: zinc finger protein 585A-like
Exons: 2
Coding region: 72-1106 (344 amino acids)
Biological process (GO): regulation of DNA-templated transcription
Molecular function (GO): DNA-binding transcription factor activity, RNA polymerase II-specific; RNA polymerase II cis-regulatory region sequence-specific DNA binding
Source: RefSeq, a predicted model, not a curated record
UGCGCACGAGAACCGUAGUACAACAUUUGGAACUUUACCAAACUCGUGUGUUGUGUAGUAAAACUGUAACUAUGCCUCGAGCAUUUCUCAUCACAAAUCGUCGAUAUUUAUCCAAAAGACAUUCCACAUCUGCUCACCAAUAUGACAAAACAUUACCAAAUGUUGAAUUUGAAGUUAUCUACCAAAAGAAUUUAGAUGUAUCACCAGUGUCUUCACCCGUCCCACUACCGCCGCCACCCCCUCCCCCGCCUCAACUUUCCUCUGACGAGGGAGACAGUGAUUACAGCAGUUACACGUCAUCGCCCCGACAUGAAACAAGACCGGACCUGUCACCCAAAAUGGAGUGCCGUUUCGAUUGCUCUGAGCACAUAUCACUUUUAUUCGAUUUCAUCAACCAGAGUCCAAGAAAAACUGCAUGCAAGGACUUUUACGAACACGAAUCUGAAGCAGUGCGCGCACUGAAUUUUGACGAGCCGGAUUAUUCUUCCUGUACGAAAGUGUUAUCUCCCUUGCAAGAGCUCGUUCAUCAGCCGUUCGGACGUGUACCCACGGACGGGUCCGGACUGACUGACUCUCACAUAUGCUUGGAGUGUGGCAAACGGUACAGCACAUCCAGUAAUCUGGCGCGUCACCGACAGACUCACCGCAGCGUCAGCGACAAGAAAGCCCGUAAGUGUCCACACUGUGACAAAGUUUACGUGUCAAUGCCAGCCUACAGUAUGCAUGUUCGAACCCAUAGUCAAGGCUGUGAAUGUAUGUAUUGCGGAAAGAGAUUCAGUCGACCAUGGCUGUUGCAAGGACAUAUUCGAACGCACACAGGCGAGAAACCAUUCUCUUGUCCGAAAUGCGGCAAGUGCUUUGCAGACAAAUCAAACUUACGCGCACAUAUUCAGACGCAUUCACCGGACAAACCUUACAUCUGUGGCCGUUGUGGAAAGGCUUUCGCUUUGAAGAGCUAUCUAUACAAACACGAGGAAUCUUCAUGCAUGAGGGGACAGAGGAAUAAAAAAUCAGUGGACAUUGACGAUAUCGUAUCUGAACCGGAAGAACAAAGAAUGAUAAAAAGUCCACAAACAUCUGACCCGAACUUGAUGCCCGUAUGGUAACCAUGGAUACCGUCUUUUGACUUUGAAAAAUACCAUGACCUUGACCUUUACGUGGACGAUUUUUUUUCUUUGUGCUGACCAAUGACAAAUGAGGAUAUAGAGGACCAAUCAGAUUUUUGUAUGAAUAAGUCACUUUUUUUGCAAAUGUUUGUAUUAUUUCUACAAUUGAACAGUAAUAUUUCAUUAAGUAUCCUUUUAUAGAUACUAAAACAUUUCCGUCAACUCUGCUUCAAACUAUUCCUAUUAAACACAACUUGGAGAUUUCAAAACAUAUUUUAACUAUAAGCAUUCCAGAAAUCGCUUUAUUACAGUAAAAUAAAUCAUUCAUCAUUUUAGUUAAACGUAUAUCCCAUAGGGCACAACUAUGUCGAGUAUGUCACAUCGAACUAAUUCACAGAGUAAAUCAUUAUUGUAUUUUCAUGUCAGUAGAGUAAUUUUGGUAUUUUUCAAGCGAAAAGUUUGUAAUUCUUGUCUGCGUAGCUGUUUUUCCCCACUUUGUUAAACAUAAAAAAGAUUUUUUCUUCAUCAUUCUGUCAUAUAAUGAGAGUACAAAUAUCUAUGUAUCUUAAAUACUUUUAAUUCACAAUGGCGCUUGACAUCAGUAUUACACACAGCCGCUGUAAUGACGUCAUAGAUUGUUGGUCAUAGUUUAACACAUGUUUUUUAUUUCUAUUGAUCUUUAGGCCGAACUUAUCGAUGGCAUUACCAAAUUCAAACCAGUUUCAUAUACAUCACAUUUAAUGCCAUAAAAAUAAGCUCUGAUUCAAUUUUAAGAUAUAUUUUUUUCAAAAUUCAUGAACGUCAUAAACACUAGUGUUCCAUGUUCAUUUGCUGGAUCACGCAUGUGCAUUUUCUAUCUCUGCGUGUUAUUUAUUUCUGUUUAUUUGUUUAUUGACAGGUACGUCACAGAAUCCUUCUUUAAUCUCUACUUUUCUGGAGAAAUGCUAACUUUUUAUACAUGUUAUACCGAUAAGAAAUGGCAGCAUAAGAAAAUGAUUUGCAUAUGUUGAUGACGUAUUAGAAAUAUACAUCUAGCCAUCAGUCAUGAUUCAUAUUUCAAUACUUGAUACAGUGAGCGAUCCCUGAUGUUUUUACAGACACUUGUAGUUGCUCACUGUACCUGAGUGUUCGGCUCCCAUUCUGGAGAUAUCCUUAAUGUUUAUUAUUUUACUUUGGCCGGCGUUCAAGGCUAUUUACUUACCUACUUCUCAAGGUAUAUAUACACAAUUACGAUUUGUAAUCAUACUUUUACCUCACUCUGAGUCACUCUGUAGCACCAAUUAUGACGUCAUGCGUGAUGCUUUUAAAACAACCAAUCAUGGGCACUGGUCUAUGUAUUGAAUACACCUUCGCCUUUCUCACACACAGAAAGCGAGUAUUGUAAAUGUUUUUUUUAUUUUUUUUUUUGUCUUUGAUGUGUUCACCUAAAUUAUAUACCUGUCAAAUAAUUGAUUUUCUUUUAUAUACGAUCCCCAUUGAAGUGUGCGGUUUGCAAAUGGCGGGGCAACAUUUUUGAAUUGGCAUUAUAGUUGAAGCUUGUGAAUCAUUGCUGUGUCUCGAGUGUGUUGCCGGUGUUUGGUUUUGUGAAAUGCAAUGUUCAUAUAUAUUUAUCUUACGUACAACGUUAAUUAUAAAUCUUUUUUUAUUUUAUUUAUGACAUUUAUUUAAAAUUUUUAGUCUCUUUUUAAAAGCAGGGAAGAGCGAUAGGUAGCAAACAGGUAGAAAGGAAGAUGGGCAGUGUAUAUUUCAUAUCGAUGAUACAAGUUGUUACUUAUCACGCUUUAAUUCAAAAUAUUAUGCUCAAUAUGCAUGCUAUCUUGCCAUCUCCUGUUCUGGAAUCUUCAGGAAACAUUUCAGCUGAAAUUUCUUGACAAUUAUUGCUUUACAUAUAAGUAAAAAUGUCAUGUAUUUAUAGAGAAUACCUAACUAGAUUAUUAACUUAUUGUAGAAAUUAAUUUAUUUAAUUUAUCAAUAAUGUAUAUUAAAUUAUGAUGAUUUUUGUUGCGAUAGUUUUAGAUGAAGAAGAAUGAAUAAAUAUAGCGCUGUACAACACUUGUUUAUAUAACAUCGCGUGUAAAUAUUUCAACUGAGUCUUUUGUUGUAAAAAAACAAGUUUUCAAAUAUUUUAUUUUUAUUUUUUAUAAUGACCUGUGGUCAUUUUUCAAUUUUCUUACGUCAUGUUUAGGAAACGUAUGUCUAUCCGACAUAAAUAGAAUAAGUAAAUUUGCCACUGGUUAAAUGUUGAAAUCGAUUAUUUCAUUAAAUGUGUUUCGAGUCAAACUCAAAUUUUCAUUUCUUAAUUGGUGUAUGAUUCAUUAAGUGUUGAUUUAUUUUUAUCUUAUUUCUGUGGCGUUUUACUGGGCCGGUUUAUAACACGGUCUUUAUUCAUGUCUUAAUUAAGAUUUCAUUUCGUUACAUUGCGGAUUUCAUACUUAAUAUAUUUACAUAGAACAUCAGUAAAAUUAUAAAACAAUUUUGGCGAAUACCACGCCAUAAAAACUCAAUUUAAUCCACAAACGAUUUUAAGAAAUUAACUCAAAAUAAAUUGAGUCUUCAAUAAAUCUUUAAUAUAAAGAAAACUAAAAUUGAUUUGAUUCGGAGAGUUUUUAUUUCAUCUAGCUUCGAUAGACAUAUUUAUGUUUCCUAUUUUUGUGAAUGAUUCUUAUUUACAAUUUUAUUGUAAAUACCUGUCCAUAUAUUUAUUAAGUGUGUAUUCGUGUGCCGUGUAGUGUGUCCUCAAAUGUAUUUAUCAAUAUUUAUUCAAAUAUUUAUUACAAAACAAUAAGAAAACAUUUUUUGAAAGUUUUUUCUACUUAUUUAUUUUUCUACGAGUUUGCAUUAAAUUUUUAAAUGCUUCAUCAUGUAUUUAUAAAAUUUUAUUUAAGAAAUGAAGUCAUCACUUACACCAGACGUGACACAUGUCAUCUUUUCCAACUCUAUUUUAGGAAACUUCUCAUAGGAGAUGUUCUUCUCAUCUUUACGUUCCCGAAUGAUCAUUAUUUGUAUUGUAAAAAGAAAAUAUUAAUUCUGAAAAAUUACAUUUGGUGCCAUGAGUAUUUUUGUCAAUGGAUUGUAAGUGUAAUAAAUAUCGUAUUAUCAGUAACAAUUAAUAUUGUAUAUUUAUUGAUGAAAAACAAAACAAGACAUGUCUUCUUGAAUAAAAAUCAAACGAUAAACUUGAGGAAUCUUAAUGAUUCAGAAAUCCGCUGUAAAAUAUAAAAGUUGUUUUUUAUUAAUUCAAAUCGAUAUAUUUGAAAAAAAAUAUUUUCCUCCAUCUUUGAUGUCAGAAACACAGUGUGUGUGCACCCUCCUCAUCCACAUCUACCAUUUUUACCCGAGUAACUGUAUCCAGUUACCAACAUCGUUCAUUUGGAGAUUUUUUUUACUUAUUGAGCUUGAGUGCCUUAUGACAACAGAUACCUUGAAAAGGUGUCGCCAGUUUUUAUACUAAGCAUUAGAUGUGAAUUACAACUUUCUACUAUAUUUGGACGAGUGAGAAAUAAAUCUUGGUUUUUUUAUAUAAA